Macroventuria anomochaeta is the source of this 3735-nucleotide messenger RNA. Its product is annotated as beta and beta-prime subunits of DNA dependent RNA-polymerase. The transcript has 2 exons. NCBI's taxonomy places the organism in Eukaryota, Fungi, Ascomycota, Dothideomycetes, Pleosporales, Didymellaceae. Gene Ontology annotation, molecular function: DNA-directed RNA polymerase activity; DNA binding; ribonucleoside binding. The record is from RefSeq and is a predicted model, not a curated record. Gene Ontology annotation, biological process: DNA-templated transcription. Gene Ontology annotation, cellular component: RNA polymerase III complex. The coding region runs from base 175 to 3633 and encodes 1152 amino acids.
CAGGAAGCGCCAAAAGUCAAACCCAAGGCUCCCCCGCGCGGGGCAGCACGGGCGAAAGCCCCAGCAGCCGACGGCAGCGUGCAAGAGGUGGACGCAAGCAAUGGAGGUCCUGUAGGCGGCGAUGGCGCGGCGAGAGAAGGACAGCCGCCCGCAGACCUCAACCCGAACGCGUCCAUGUCCGCAGAAGCAACGCGCAAACGCAAAGCGCCACUCAACACGCAAGCCAAAGACGAGUUUGCCGCCCUCCUCGAGCCCUUCUACUACGGCAAGCGCCUCGACGAGCCCAUCAACACCGCCCGCGACAAGUGGAACCUGCUGCCCGCCUUCCUCAAGGUCAAGGGCCUGGUCAAGCAGCACGUCGACUCGUACAACCACUUCGUCGAUGUCGAGCUCAAGAAGAUCAUCAAGGCCAACCGCUUCGUGCGCAGCGACUUCGACCCCAAGUUCCUGCUCGAGUACACCGACAUCCGUGUGCUCUCGCCGAACAGGCAGGAGGAAGAUGACCUCGACCACCACCGCAGUACGAUUACGCCCAACGAGUGCCGGCUGAGGGAUAUGACAUAUGCUGCGCCUAUCGUGGUGGAUAUCGUGUACACAAGAGGCAACGCCAAGGUCAAGCGGACGGGCAUCAAGAUUGGGAGAAUGCCUAUCAUGUUGAAGAGCAACAAGUGCGUGUUGGCUGCGAAGAACGACCGUGAAAUGGCAGUCAUGGAGGAGUGUCCGCUGGAUCCCGGAGGCUACUUCAUUACGCGUGGACAAGAGAAGGUCAUCCUGGUGCAGGAGCAGCUGAACAAGAACCGUGUGAUUGUUGAGAGCGCAAAGGGCAUCAUGCAGGCCAGCGUGACGAGUUCGACGCACGAAAGACGCACGAAGACAUAUGUCAUCCAGAAGAAAGGGCUCAUGUUUUUGAGGCACAACACGCUUUCCGAGGAAGUCCCUAUCGUCUUUGCACUCAAGGCUUUGGGAGUACACUCGGACAAGGAAAUCCUGCUUAUGGUUGCUGGAGACGACAGCGCGUACCAGGAUAGUUUUGCGAUCAACUUCGAGGCCUGUGCAAGAGAGGGAAUCCAUACCCAGGAGAAAGCUCUGGAGUACAUCGGGCACCGCGUGCGACUGACGAAGAAACCGCUCGGAGCGUCACGCAUGCGAAACUACCAUCUCGAAGCCAUCGAAUGCUUGUCCAACGUCAUUCUCCCGCACGUUCCCGUCGUUGGCACGAACUACCGACCGAAAGCCCUCUACGUUGCUUUGAUGGCGCGAAGAGUGCUCAUGGCUAUGCAAGACCCGAAGUUGGUCGAUGACCGCGACUACGUCGGGAACAAGCGCCUCGAGUUAUCCGGGCAGAUGUUGUCCCUCCUCUUCGAAGACCACUUCAAGCGCUUCAACCACGACUUCAAGCUCAGCAUCGACAAAGUCCUCAAGAAGCAGAACCGCGCCCAAGAAUUCGACGCUUUCUCGCACUUCAGCGUGCACAAGAACCACAUCACCAUGGGUAUCGAGCGCGCCAUCGCCACCGGAAACUGGAGCUUGAAGCGUUUCAAGAUGGAACGGGCGGGUGUUACGCACGUUCUCAGCCGACUGAGUUACAUUGCUGCGCUGGGUAUGAUGACGAGAAUCAGCUCGCAGUUCGAGAAGACGAGGAAGGUGUCUGGUCCCCGUGCGCUGCAGCCGAGUCAAUUUGGUAUGCUGUGCACUUCUGAUACGCCGGAAGGAGAGGCUUGUGGUCUUGUCAAGAAUUUGGCGCUGAUGACGCAUAUCACCACCGAAGACGAUGAAGGACCGGUGCGCAAGAUCGUGUUCUUGUUGGGUGCCGAGGACAUCUGCUCGCAGACUGGAGAGGAGAUCCACGCGGAAGGUGUUUACUCAGUGUGUCUGAACGGUACUCCCAUCGCGGUCACAGAUACGCCGAAGCGAUUCCUGAAUAGCUUCAGAAAGCUUAGGCGGAUGGGCCGCAUUUCGGAGUUCACCAGCAUUCACAUUGAUCACGACCACUGCGAAGUCCACAUCGCUACGGAUGAAGGCCGUAUCUGUCGGCCAAUGAUCAUCGUAGAGAACGAGCGCUCCAAAGUCACAUCACGAUACCUCAAGGCUUUGCGCAAGGGUACCAUGGAGUUUGAGGACUUCCUGACAAGAGGUCUUGUGGAAUACCUGGAUACCAACGAAGAGAACGAUACGAAUAUCGCCCUGUCUGAGAAAGACAUCAACCAGCACACCACACAUCUCGAGAUCGAACCCUUCACCAUCCUUGGUGCCGUUGCUGGUCUCAUCCCCUACCCGCACCACAACCAAUCGCCACGUAACACCUACCAAUGCGCCAUGGGUAAACAAGCCAUCGGCGCCAUCGCCUACAACCAGUUCAACAGGAUAGACACCCUGCUCUACCUGAUGGUCUACCCUCAACAACCCAUGGUCAAGACUCGAACUAUCGAACUCACCAAAUACGACAAGCUCCCCGCCGGUCAGAACGCCACAGUCGCCGUCAUGUCUUACUCCGGCUACGAUAUCGAAGAUGCCCUUAUCCUCAACAAAGCUUCCUGCGACCGCGGCUUCGGCCGCUGCCAAGUCAUGAAGAAGCACGUCACGGCCCUCAAAACCUACGCCAACGGCACAUCCGACCGCAUCAACGCUGGCGCCCUCGACCAAAACAAGCAAGAACAUCAAGCCAUCGGCGCCGACGGCAUUGCCCAGGUCGGCGCCCGCCUCGAAGCCGGCGACGCAUACCUGCUCAAGAGCCUGCCGGCCGACACCGCAGGCCCGGCUUCAAACCAGUACAAAGACAAGCCCGAGCGCUACAAGCUGCCUGACUGCUCGUACAUUGAUAAGGCGUGCAUCACUGAGAAUGAGGCUGGAACGACGCUGAUUAAGUUGCUGAUGCGGCAGACCCGCCGCCCGGAGCUGGGCGACAAAUUCUCCUCUCGUCACGGCCAAAAGGGUACGACGGGGUUGAUUGUCCAACAAGAAGACAUGCCCUUUAACGACUACGGCAUCUGCCCAGACAUCAUCAUGAACCCGCACGGAUUCCCGUCUCGCAUGACAGUCGGCAAGAUGAUGGAACUUCUCUCCGGCAAAGCGGGCGUGCUCAACGGUACGCUCGAAUACGGUACUGCCUUUGGCGGGAGCAAGGUUGAAGAUAUGUCUGAAAUCCUCGUAAGGAACGGGUUCUCGUACACGGGCAAGGACUAUCUCACAUCUGGCAUUACGGGCGAGGCGCAUCAGUUCUACACGUUCUUUGGGCCGAUUUAUUAUCAGAAACUCAAGCAUAUGGUGCAGGAUAAGAUGCACAGUCGUGCUCGCGGGCCGCGUGCUAUCCUUACGCGUCAGCCUACCGAGGGUCGAGCGAGGAGUGGUGGUUUGCGUUUGGGUGAGAUGGAGCGCGAUUGUCUUAUCGCGUAUGGCGCGUCCCAACUCUUACUCGAACGUCUGAUGAUCAGUUCGGAUGCGCAUGAUGUCGAUGUGUGCGAGAAGUGCGGCCAGAUGGGCUACUCGGGCUACUGCAAGCUCUGUGAAAGCGAGAAGGCGGUUCGACGUAUUACGAUGCCGUAUGCGGCUAAGCUGCUUAUUCAGGAGCUGGGAAGUAUGAAUGUUAAGGUUACGAUUGGGUUGGAGGAUGAGUUUCCUAGGCAUAUGGACUGAGUGAGAGGGAGGGUAUGCAGACGGUACGGAUGACGAUGAAUGAUGUUUGGAGGGGUGCAUAGCGUUGGCGCAUGUUUUGUCUGGUUCGUAACAUUCACUCUC